Molecule: messenger RNA, 2022 nt
Organism: Aspergillus nidulans FGSC A4
Lineage: Eukaryota; Fungi; Ascomycota; Eurotiomycetes; Eurotiales; Aspergillaceae
Exons: 4
Coding region: 1-2022 (673 amino acids)
Biological process (GO): DNA repair
Cellular component (GO): nucleus; Holliday junction resolvase complex
Molecular function (GO): DNA binding
Source: RefSeq, a predicted model, not a curated record
AUGCCAGAAGUUAUCAGUCUUAUAUCCUCAACCCCUCCACCUCCGGCGGAGCCCCGUGAAGCCUCCUCCAUCCGGGGACUCCAUUGCACCCCGCCCGCACCCACCGAGUUAUCCUCCUUUCCAUUUUCGGAUGAUAUAGACUUUGCGCGAGUCGACUUCGACAAUGACGUUGACCUUGGCAAGCCAAUCAAGAGGAGACGGUUGACACCGGAUAUCGAGAAUUCCACCAAACCACCAGGGAGUAGAAGAAAUGCGCUGCCGUCACAGAGCCAGGACCCUCUAUUUCUCUUCUCCGACGACAUUUUGCUUUCUGACGGACCGUCGAACGGGCAAACACACUCAAAACCGCCAGUUAUCACGCUAGACUCCGAUCCGAUUGUGUUUACAUCGUCUGCUCCUGAGCCGAGUCGCCGAAGUCCGUCUCCAAGAAACAAACAACAAGCUACGAGGGCACUGAUCGACGUUGAUGUUGAUAACGGUAUCACUUCUCAUAAGGGCAGGGAACUACGGACGUUACGAAAGGAUAUCAUAGAAAACUUCAGUGAUCCGCUGGUCUCGUCAGAUCCGAGCGAGCUGUUUGAUUUCCAGGAGACGGAGUUCAGGGCGCCUUCGCUGCGAUCUGAGUUUUCAAACAAGACAGCAAGCUUACUAGCGAGUUUGAACCGUCCCAACGCUGAUAUUACCAGUACUCUGCCAGGCAAAAAGAAACAAAGCCGCUCCGAAAUCAUCGAUGAAGACCCUGAUGAGCUGCCUGAGAGCCGCCCGAGUCGUAGGCCAAAGAAGGCUAUAGCAAACAAGCAAAGUAGCGCGGAUAAGGAGGCAAAAGUGAAGGGCCGAGAGGCAGCUAAGGCGCAACGUGAUCUUGAAAAGCAGCUAGAGAAGGAGCGGAAGCAAAAGCAGAAGGAAGAAAAGGCAAAAGACAAGCAGCUGGCGGCCGACAUAGCGCAAGCAAAUAGGCUCAAGGUUGAGAAGAAGAAUUCCACGCCAGAAAUGAUCCUCGACCUCGCCUCGUCAUUCAAAGACACCAGUGUCGGCAACCAGGCAGUAGAGUACAUGCGGAUGCUGGGGGUAGAACAGACCUUUUUCGACAGCUCAAUCCGCAAUGUCGUUAAGUGGCGGCGAAAGAUGAAGGCUAUAUACAACAGUUCUCUUGGAUACUGGGAACCGUGCGAGCUGCAUCUCCGCGAAGAAGAGCAUGUUCUCUGUCUCGUGACGGCGCAGGAGUUCGUUGACAUGGUCACCUCGUCUCUCGAUUCUGAUAAUCUCAACGCCUCGAGCGAGCUAGAGUUGCACAUCCUCCGCCUGAAGCGUGCUUACCCACACUGCACAGUAAUCUACCUCAUCGAAGGCCUCUCUGCAUGGAUGCGCAAAAACGCGAACUCACGCAAUAGAGUCUACCAAGCUGAGUUCCGCCGCAACCUCGACGAAGUCCAGGGCUUAUCGCAGCCAACUACAUCAACAUCCACGACUCGCCGCAAGAGAACCAACAAGCCUGAGACAACUCCCAUUGACGACGACACGAUCGAAGACGCCCUCCUCAAUCUCCAAGUCAACCACAACUGCCUCAUACACCAAACCACGGCACCGCCUGAAUCUGCCGAGUGGAUCAAGAUCUUUACAGAGCAUAUCUCCACCGUUCCCUACCGCCGCGAGCGCAUGAAUGACAACGAUUCCGCUUUCUGCAUGGAUAGUGGACAGGUCAAACCCGGUGAGAACGCAUCAGAUACUUACAUCCGUAUGCUCCAGGAGAUCAGUCGGGUAACGGCGUCGAUGGCCUAUGGUGUGGUGAAUCAAUACCCGACCGUGGUCGACUUGGUCAAAGGGAUGCGGAGGUCUGGGCCGGGGAUGUUGGAGGACGUCAAGCUUAGCAUUGGCGUUGCUGAACAAAUCUAUAUCAAACUGGUGUUGCCGCUCAUUGUAGGAUCUUUGAGGCUGUUAGACGACACCACUGCGGAGACAGCCCAUCCCACCAUGGGCGUCCAUGGACAGUGUGACUUCAAAGAGGGAUGCGCGCGGUCAUGA